Salvelinus sp. IW2-2015 is the source of this 507-nucleotide messenger RNA. The record is from RefSeq and is a predicted model, not a curated record. NCBI's taxonomy places the organism in Eukaryota, Metazoa, Chordata, Actinopteri, Salmoniformes, Salmonidae.
AUGUUACCAUGGACACACCACACGCAGACCCUGUACAGGACCCAACCAAGAAUCGAGACACACCACAUCAGACCCUGUAUCACAGGAGGCACACCACAGACCAACCCUGUACCACAGGACACACCACACCAGCACCCACUGCAAUACCAGGACACACCAGACCCUUACCAGGAACACACCGAGACGCCUGUACCAGGACAGCAUCCAGACCCAUGUAACCAGGACACACCAGACCCUGUACCAGGACACCACCAGACCCCUGUACCGAGACACACCAGACCCUGUACCAGGACACACCAUUACCCUGUACCAGGACACACCAGACCCUGUACCAGGACACACCAGACCCCUGUACCGGGACACACCACACCCUGCUACCAGGACACAACAGACCCUGAUUACCAGGCCACACCAGACCCUGUACCAGGACACACCAGGACCCUGUACCGGGACACACCAGACCCUGUACCAGGACACACCAGACCCAUUGUACCGGGACACACCUGA